CAGUACGUCAAAUGCAAUAAAGUAUAUUCAAAUAAAAAAAUAACAAACUAAUGACAAAAGUUUGUAAUUUUGGGGAUUUCACAUAACAAAUUAUUUAUUAAAUCGUUUGCAAAUGACAUAAAAUUUCAGUUUUAAUACUUACUAUUUUUUGAAGAUCAAAAUUAUGUGUUCAGAAAUUUUUAGCUUACACUCAGAAUAGUUUCGUGUUUUGUCCGAUUUUUUUCUGUAGCCUACAUAGUUGAACAUGGAAACUGCAUCUCUAAGAAUUAAAUUCACACCUCUCCUGCAAAAAAAUCCUGAAAACAAUUCAAAAUGUUGUUUAGAAAUUGUGCCAGAAGUAUCAUGCUUACAAAACUUAGACAAACUCAUUUGGAGACAAGAGACUAAUUUUAUAGAGUAUAGAAUACCUAUAACGUGUAAAGUGAUCUUAAAGAAACGGCAAGCACUCCACGAUGGCUGCGACGAUGCCGUCAAGACGUACCACUCGUGUGUCGACUUGCUACUCACAUCUUCAAAGUCUACGCUCAAUCUUGGAUCCGGAGACGUCUCGAAAAUAAUAAGCGAUACUUACAUUCUAAAUAAAGCCCUAGAUGAUAUCAAAAGUAAACAACUUUUUAUCAAGUCUCUAACGGAUGGCAAUAAAGAUUUAGAUAGAAAUCCUGUUUUCCACAAAGCAACAUGUACUUCAGUGCCCUUAAAAGAACUCGAAACAGAAGAAGUUUUAAGUAUCAAGGAUGAAAAAGAAGGAACAAAGUCCCACCAUCGCCACAUGUCUGAAGACGCUAUACUGCAUAAUGCAUCAUUGAAUAAAAUCACCAAUACAGAAAACAUAUAUCCAAUAUUCAGCGACACCUUAGAAAGGUGCAACGCUAAUAUACUCACUGCACCUGUAAAGAAAUCACUAAAACAUGACGCCACACGAAGGCUAAGUUUAUCUCCAAUAUGUUCGCUGAGUACUCAAGAAUCUCGAUUCGUGAAUAAAAUUGUGGUGUCUAAAGCUGUAACCUGUAAAAUAUACGAUUCUCAUAAAGACUCAGGAAGUUCUGCUACUCCGAGUGAUUUGUCACACGACAAUCAAACCAAUAACACAAUGUCUGCGAUUAUUGAUGUGUCCAGCCAAUCAUCAAAAAGAUUAAGAUUUAAAUGCAGAGCACCUCCAGAAAUGAGAGUUGCGGAGUAUAAACAGUUUAUCGAAAACGAAAUGCUACCAAUGAAAAUGAUUCUUAAUGAUUUAUUGUCUAAAUGUUCCGCACUCGGAAUAUCAUUAUGCAAAAGGUCUUCAAAACCAAGUUUGAUGUUUAAAGCAGUAUCGUCGUGCAGUGAAAGUCCAGAGAUUACGAAAUCUGAAGAAUUUGCAAAAUCAAAUCGUGUUAUUUAUUCUGUUGUGUUUGAUGGAUAAAUUUAA
Messenger RNA from Helicoverpa armigera (cotton bollworm), 1405 nucleotides. RefSeq lists its product as uncharacterized. Lineage: Eukaryota; Metazoa; Arthropoda; Insecta; Lepidoptera; Noctuidae. The record is from RefSeq and is a predicted model, not a curated record. Bases 245 to 1399 code for a protein of 384 amino acids. The transcript is spliced from 3 exons.